AUGGACUGCAGAGCCCCCUCGGCAUGGUCCUUCCCUGGCUCCUUGGCCUCCUGCAACGCAGCCCGACUCGUUCGACUCCAGGAGAUCUAUGUGCAGGUCCUGGAAGACAAACAGAGGGAGAGGGAGGUCUGUGGGGCGCUGCUGCUGCUGACAACAUUGCAGCAGGAGGAGGAGGCUUCUCAAGUAGCCGCCUCCUCUAGCAGCAGCAGGAGGAGCUUCUCAACCGCCUCCUCUACACCAGCAGCAGCAGGAGGAGGAGAGGCUUCUCAAGUAGCCGCCUCCUCUACACCAGCAGCAGCAGGAGGAGGAGAGGCUUCUCAAGUAGCCGCCUCCUCUACACCAGCAGCAGCAGCUUCUCAAAAAUCGAAAGCACAGGCAAGUCAAAUUCCCACACGACCCAGCUCGGGUCCCACAGCCAGUUGCCCCCACUGGUCCCCCCCACAGCCAGUUGCCCCACUGGUCCCCCCCCACAGCCAGUUGCCCCCACUGGCCCCCACAGCAGGUUCCCCGCGGAUAGAUGACAUGGCACAAUUCCCAGCCCUUCAGCGAUCAUCAAAGCAUGUAAAAUCCGACACUCCAACAGACAGACAGUCUCGGUAG
Molecule: messenger RNA, 600 nt
Organism: Penaeus vannamei (Pacific white shrimp)
Lineage: Eukaryota; Metazoa; Arthropoda; Malacostraca; Decapoda; Penaeidae
Source: RefSeq, a predicted model, not a curated record